Molecule: messenger RNA, 996 nt
Organism: Penicillium odoratum
Lineage: Eukaryota; Fungi; Ascomycota; Eurotiomycetes; Eurotiales; Aspergillaceae
Product: cyclin-dependent kinase
Exons: 4
Coding region: 1-996 (331 amino acids)
Biological process (GO): protein phosphorylation; regulation of gene expression; G1/S transition of mitotic cell cycle
Cellular component (GO): nucleus; cytoplasm; cyclin-dependent protein kinase holoenzyme complex
Molecular function (GO): ATP binding; cyclin-dependent protein serine/threonine kinase activity; cyclin binding
Source: RefSeq, a predicted model, not a curated record
AUGGAGAACUACCAGAAAAUCGAGAAAGUUGGCGAAGGCACGUACGGUGUCGUCUACAAAGCCCGCGAGUUGAACCAUCCAUGCCGUGUCGUCGCAAUGAAAAAGAUCAGACUGGAUGCUGAAGAUGAGGGCGUUCCUAGCACCACUAUCCGCGAGAUCUCGCUGCUCAAGGAAAUGCAGGACCCCAACAUUGUCCAACUGCUCAAUAUAGUCCAAGCGGAUGACUACAGUCUCUACCUCGUCAUGGAGUUCCUUGAUCUUGAUCUGAAGAAAUAUAUGGAAUCUCUACCAGUCAGCGACGGUGGCCGUGGUAGGCCUCUUCCCGAUGAGUCUACGUCGAUGGCAACCUUGGGACUGGGCGAUGCCAUGAUUAAGAAGUUUAUGGCCCAGCUGGUUGAAGGUCUCCGCUAUUGCCAUGGUCUCCGCAUUUUGCACCGUGACCUGAAGCCCCAGAACUUGCUCAUUGACCGUGAUGGUAACCUCAAACUCGCCGAUUUUGGUCUAGCAAGAGCCUUCGGUGUCCCGCUACGCACUUACACCCAUGAGGUCGUUACACUGUGGUACCGCUGCCCCGAAAUUCUGCUUGGGGGCCGCCAGUAUUCUACUGGUGUCGACAUGUGGUCUGUCGGCACUAUCUUCGCUGAGAUGUACACCCGCAAGCCAUUAUUCCCCGGUGACUCGGAGAUCGACGAGAUCUUCAAAAUAUUCCGUGUCCUCGGCACCCCCGACGAAGAGCUCUGGCCCGGUGUGACUUCAUUCCCAGAUUACAAGGCCACUUUUCCUAAGUGGAAGCGCCCCGAUACGUCGAUUGUCUCCGGCAUGGAGCCAGCUGGUCUCAAGCUGCUGGAAGCCCUACUCGAGUACGACCCCGCCCGCCGGAUUUCGGCGAAGCAGGCAUGCAUCCACCCCUAUUUCCGUAACGGCAGCUCACACUACUCGGGCCGUCUCCAGCCCAGCGGUCCAUCAAUGAAACUGCCUCGUAAAUUUUCCGGUUAA